This is a messenger RNA of Cladocopium goreaui, 1644 nucleotides long. The record is from the annotation of a GenBank genome assembly. Lineage: Eukaryota; Dinophyceae; Suessiales; Symbiodiniaceae.
AUGCACGAAGCACCGCUGUGGAGACCCGUGCAACUCCAGGAACUUUGGCAUCGCAGCCGCAUGGCCUCCAGCGGCUCGGCUUACCCGGAGGCGGGGCACCGGAGAGGCUGUUGGUUGCAGCUGUUGGUUGCAGCUGUUGCAAAGUUCAUGGCAAUUCACGAGGAGAAUCUGUGGACAGGCGGACGAAGCAGCAGCGAAAAGCUGUCAAGAUCUGAGAUUUUUGAAUUUGCUCAGCGGGCUACAGGCAAGCACAUCCAUCAGGCGGCCAAGGAGGGCAACGUGGGUGCCGUGAGGCACUUCCUGCGUGUCGACCCCGAGAGCCUGGAGAGGAAGGAUGGAGAAGGCUGCAGCCUCGGAACUGGUGUUGGAAGAUACGAAGCAGAUCCAGGCGAGACGCCGCUGCAUAGGGCGGCUCUGCACGGCCGUGCCGCCGUGGUCGAGCAGCUGAUCUCUGCGGGGGCCAAGGUGGACGCGGUCGACAACGACGGCCGUGGCCUCGGCGAGACGCCACUGCAUUGGGCGGCUGAGUACGGCCGUGCCGCCGUGGUCGAGCAGCUGAUCUCUGCGGGGGCCACGGUGGACGCGGCCGAUAGAAACGGCCGUGGCCUCGGCGAGACGCCGCUGCAUCGGGCGGCUCAGAACGGCCACGCCGCCGUGGUCGAGCAGCUGAUCUCUGCGGGGGCCACGGUGGGCGCGGCCAGCAGCGCUGAGGCAACAGCGGCAACAGCUGCAACAGCGGCAACAGCUGCAGCAGCUGCAACAGCGGCAACAGCUGCAACAGCUGCAGCAGCUGCAACAGCGGCAACAGCUGCAACAGCUGCAACAGCCGCAACAGCUUCCAGAUCUGUUGGGCCGCAUGCUGCUAGCUCUACACAGGCGUUGCUGGGAAUGGUGUUGUUUUGUUGGACCAUGCUUGCCGCCGUGGUCGAGCAGCUGAUCUCUGCGGGGGCCGCAGUGGACGCGGCCGACGCAUUUGGCCGUGGCCCCGGAAGGGUUUCGAGUUGUUUUGGGAGUGGCUCUGGCGACGUGAUGGAAGGGGUUUGCCUGACGGCGCUGCAGGGGGCUGCUUGGAACGGCCAUGCCGCUGUGGUCGAGCAGCUGGUCUCUGCGAAGGCCAAGGUGGACGCGGCCAACAACGACGGGGUGACGGCGCUGCAAUGUGCGGCUCACAAAGGCCAUUGCGACGUGGUCGAGCAGCUGAUCUCUGCGAAGGCCACGGUGGACGCGGCCAACGACGACGGCUGGACGCCGCUGCAUUGGGCGGCUGAGAACGGCCACGCCGCCGUGGUCGAGCAGCUGAUCUCUGCGGGGGCCACAGUGGAUGCGGCCAACAACGACGGCCGUGGCCCCGGAAGGGUUUUCGGGUCGUUUUGGGAGUUGCCCUGGCGAGGCCGAACGCCCUACGACCUGGCAAAGUGGUAUGACCAGCGCCAGGUGAUGGGGCUCCUGCACCCGGUCUUUGUGGCUCUGGUGAGUGGCCGAAGCUGCCGUUGCGAUUCCUCACAGGAGCGAACUGUGUUGGAGUUGAAGGAAGAGGCUGAGCGCCUUGGCACAGAGAUGAACUCCGAGAUGACAGGGAGCCACAGGGCGCUGGUUUCUUGCGUGUCUAGGGGUUUCAGGAAUCAUCAUUCGAGAGUAACAUGA